GCUGCUCCACUCCGGCGCUCUGCGUGUCCUCUCUCUACGUUGUUUACGUUCAUCCGUCAACAUGGAGGACGAGCUGGAUGUUGAUAUCGAGGGAGACGAGUUUGAAAACAGUAUAAGUGGGCUCGAUGGAGGAGGUUUGGUCCAGGAGCACGUCAUACAGUCUGCGUGGAAGAGCAGCGCUGGUAUACUGCCCUGGGAGCUGGACAGCUCCAUCAGCCCGGAGAACAGAGAGGUGAUCGAGAGGAUGCUGCUGGAGGAACAAUACUAUCUGACAGGGGAGAAGAUUCCAAAUCAUAUCUGGGAGAGUGAUGCUGACAACAAGCCCAAAGUGAAGAAGUCUCCAGCUAAGACUUCGGCCGCGGCCUCUGGCUCCUCGUCUCGAUGGUCCAAACAGGAGAAAGAACUGUUUGAGCAAGGACUGGCCCAGUUUGGUCGAAGGUGGACUAAGAUUGCCAAGUUGGUGGGCAGCCGUUCUGUUCUUCAGGUCAAGAGCUACGCCAGACAGUAUUUCAAGCUCAAGGCUAAAUCAGAACCCAGAGCUGCAGCUCCCUCUGCAGGUCCCAAGCUGCACUCACAGCCUCCUCAGGCCACUUCCAGUCAUGCAUCCGCUCUGGCAAACACCGUCCGUAUAGAGAAGCUUUCUGAUGAAGAAGAUGAGGAGGUAGACAUCACUGAUGACCUGAGCAACGAUGGAGACCAUGACAAUAAACCGCAGCUUGUGCUCAAAACUGAGUUGUGUGAGCCAGAGCAACACAACCCCACAGAAGAGCAGGGAGAGGCAGAUCUGACUGAGACAAAGGAGGCAACUUUGCAUAGUCCUCAACCCACAUCUUCCCUCCCUUGCUCAGAGAAGACUUCGCUGGACAAGAGAGGGGAUGAGAGUGAAUCACUACUACCUCCAAAUCAUCUUCAGACAGCCUCAGAGCUAAAAACUGAGGAGAAAGAGGGCCAGACCUCCCAGUCUCAGAGCUCAGCACUGACUUAUCAACUGGAAGAGGCCUGUAGUGACAACACAGAUUCUGCUGCUAAGACUGAGCAGGGUCCAGCUGAUAGACCAGAGGAAGGAGAAGAAGAAGAGGGAGAGGAUGAAGAAGACGAAGAGGAUGAGCUGAAGGCCCCUGAGCAGGAAAUAGAAAUGGAAAUGGAGACCAUCACUGAGGAGGAGAAACAAGCUAUCCCAGAGUUCUUUGAGGGACGACCAUCCAAGACGCCUGAAAGAUACCUGAAGAUCCGAAACUACAUCCUGGAUCAGUGGCUGAAGAGUAAGCCCAAGUACCUGAACAAGACAUCAGUCCGCCCUGGACUGAAGAACUGUGGAGACGUCAACUGCAUUGGGAGGAUACAUACCUACCUGGAGCUCAUUGGAGCUAUCAACUUCAGCUGUGAGCAAGCGAUCUAUAAUCGCCCAAGGGUGGUGGACCGCUCCAAGCAAAAGGUGGCCAAAGAUGUGCUAGAGGCCUAUCAGCUGGCCCAGAGACUGCAGAGCAUGCGAACCAGGAAGCGACGUGUGCGGGACCUAUGGGGAAACUGGUGUGACGCUAAAAACUUGGAGGGGCAGACAUACGAGCAUCUCAGUGCCGAGGAGCUCGCUCUGCGGAGAGAAGAGAUGAAGAAGCAGCCCAAACCCUGCAAGAUCUCCAGGUUCAAAGGGUCUUUUGAUCCCUUCCAGUUGAUUCCCUGCAGGUUUUUUGGUGAGGAUGUGCAGGCACCAUUCCAGGUUAUUGUGUGUGCAGAGACUCUGCUCAUAAUGGACAUGCAUGCCCACGUGUCGAGGGGGGAAGUCAUCGGCCUGCUCGGUGGAAUGUUCAAUGAGGAAGAGAAAGUAUUAAAGAUCUGUGCAGCAGAGCCAUGCAACAGCGUGAGCACAGGUUUGCAGUGCGAGAUGGACCCGCUGUCUCAGACACAGGCCUGCGAUGUUCUGUCGUCGCUGGGCUUCAGUGUGGUUGGCUGGUACCACUCGCAUCCCUCCUUCCACCCCAACCCUUCGGUCCGGGACAUAGCCACACAGGACCAGUUCCAGAGUUAUUUCUCACGUGGUGGAGCGCCCUUCAUCGGGAUGAUUGUGAGCCCAUAUGACCCAGCCAAUCGCUCCCCCCACUCCCAAACUACUUGCUUGUUGGUGAAAGAGAGCCAGGAGCCUUCAGGCCCACAGAAGCUGCCCUACAGAUUCGACUUCCUGUCAUCACAAGACAUUCCAGACUGGGAACAGACGUUGAGGAGAGCUCAGUGGAUCAUCCACAAAUACUGUCAAACACCUGGGAGUGUGCAGAUGGACAGAUUUUUCCGGAAAGACUCUCAUCUCACCUGUCUGGAGAAGAUGCUGUCGUCUCUGGCCAGAUACCUCGAGCCCCUGCCCGAAGAGGAGGGAGACUCCUUCCUCAGUCAGAUCCAGGCGCUUUUCCAGUCAGACUUCAUUGCCAAGCAGCAAGUGUCUGACCAGGAAGAGGAAGAAUCUCUAAAUAUUUCAUCCAGACCAGUGGACUCAGAUGACCUUGCUUAUGAUCAGCUGAUCAGUGAGGAGAGGGCCCAGGAGGGAGGAAGAGAGUCUGAUCCAGAUUCUGGCAGAGCUUCAGACAACAGUCUGCUUCCCACAGACUCAACCUCGGAGACAAACAGCAGCACGGUGUUACAUCUGGGCUCUGUGCUGUCGACUGAACAUGACUAUUUACUGUGAUGGACCAUUUAUCUGACUACCUCACACAUUAUUUUCCAUAUAAAUAUGAUGAGGCUUUGUUUCAGUAUUACCAACUCUCUCAUUUAGUUUUUAACAUUUUAUUACUUAAGGUCUUUUAACCAAAAACUCAAUGUGUGUGUGUGUGUGAGAGAAAGAGAGAGUGUGUCAUAAGUGUGUGUCAUUUUACUUCCAUUGUACUGCAGAUUUCUUUUACAUAUUAGAAUAAACAUUUAUUUUCAUACAUUGUG
Messenger RNA from Acanthopagrus latus (yellowfin seabream), 2922 nucleotides. It is a transcript of the gene mysm1, whose product is annotated as Myb-like, SWIRM and MPN domains 1. Gene Ontology annotation, molecular function: metallopeptidase activity; polyubiquitin modification-dependent protein binding. Gene Ontology annotation, biological process: double-strand break repair. Bases 62 to 2674 code for a protein of 870 amino acids. Lineage: Eukaryota; Metazoa; Chordata; Actinopteri; Spariformes; Sparidae. The record is from RefSeq and is a predicted model, not a curated record. The transcript is spliced from 20 exons. Gene Ontology annotation, cellular component: BRISC complex; BRCA1-A complex.